CCACCCUCACUCAAAUUCCCUACUCUGUCCAUUGUCUUCUUCCAUCCGCCUCGAAGCAGGGUUCAUUGUCCGAAGCGGAACCCUAAAUCAAAUGGACGAUGAUAGAUUGAAUUCUCCUAGCUCAUCUGCUGUUACACUUGAGGUUUUAGGCCACCGACUACACAUAGCUCAGGAUCCGAACUCCAAGCAUCUCGGCACUACUGUUUGGGAUGCGUCAAUGGUAUUUGUGAAAUAUCUGGAAAAGAAUUGCAGAAAAGGGAGGUUUAGCCCAUCUAAAUUGAAAGGAAAACGUGUGAUUGAAUUAGGGGCAGGUUGUGGUUUAGCUGGGCUUGGAAUGGCCCUACUAGGAUGUGAUGUAAUUACGACAGACCAAGUUGAGGUUCUGCCGUUGCUUAUGAGAAAUGUGGAGCGUAAUACUUCUUGGAUUUUGCAGGCAAAUUCAGAUUCAGCUCCUUUUGGCUCAAUUUCGGUUGCGGAGCUGGACUGGGGAAAUAAAGAGCACAUUAAAUCUGUUGGACCUCCAUUUGAUUACAUUAUUGGCACUGAUGUUGUUUAUUCAGAGCAUUUACUGGAACCACUAAUGCAGACAAUUUUGGCAUUAUCGGGACCUAGAACAUCAAUACUGUUAGGUUAUGAGAUCCGUUCCACCACAGUCCAUGAACAAAUGAUGCAGAUGUGGAAGAAUAAUUUUAUAGUGAAGAGCAUCCCGAAAUCAAAGAUGGAUAACAAGUAUCAACACCCAAGUAUACAAUUAUUCAUGAUGGAACCGAAAGCUCAACAGAAAUGUGGAGACGAUACAUGUACUCCAAGCGAGGUAUCAGAGUGCGGCCGCGGAAGCGACGAGGGCAAUGAGAGUGGCGAGGCAGAAAGCGAGAAGGAAGGUACUGCUGCGAACCCAAUAGUCAAUGGAAAGCCUGUGGGAUCGGAAAAGAGAGAGCUCGACGAUUGGGAAAUUAGAAGAUACGGCGCUAUGGUUGCAAGGCUUAUGCAAGAUAUUAAGAUCACAUGAAAUCGUCGGCUAUUUUCUUUGUGUGGCAAAUUUUAAACAAACUGAGGGUAAUUAAUCUGUUGUCAGCCUUGCAAUUAUCUAUGGAUUUGUUUCCCAAUUGAAGAAAGUGGAUUAAUAGCUCAAAGCUGCUUGUUGUAAUUUCUCAAGAGACUAUCAUUUGGAUUAUGCCAAUUUCUCCCUUGGUUUUGUUUAGAUUGAGAUGCUGAUCAAACUUUCGAAA
Messenger RNA from Ananas comosus (pineapple), 1229 nucleotides. Its product is annotated as protein N-lysine methyltransferase METTL21A. The record is from RefSeq and is a predicted model, not a curated record. Bases 92 to 1009 code for a protein of 305 amino acids. Lineage: Eukaryota; Viridiplantae; Streptophyta; Magnoliopsida; Poales; Bromeliaceae. The transcript has 9 exons.